CACGUAAGCAGUGCCAUGUAAGCAGUGCCACCUAAGCAGUAACAAUGCCACGUCAGCAAUGCUCCGCCACCAUGACGGGCGCAGCUCUGGGCAUGCCAGGCCAACUGGCCAACGAGUCUAUUGCCGACUACAAACAGCGGUUCCAGACUCAGCUCGCACUGAUCGAGGCUGAGGAACAGCGGCAGCUGGCAGUCGAGGCUGCCCGCCUACAGGUUGAAGCAGCAGCAACAGCUGAGAAGCAGCGGCUUCAGGCCGAAGCAGAUGCAGAUACCCAGGCACGCCGAAAGGAAGCCCAGGAUCUGCUGCAGCGGCAUGAAGCCGCCAGCAUCGAAAGACUCAAGUAUUGGCAUUUUGAACCAUCUGAAGGGCACGACAACACGACACCGGAGGAACAACACAGGGAAUUCAUGGCCAAACUCGUGACUCGGUUGGACUUGGAGCAAGUUGUACCAAGACCGGAGGCUGGCGAGUCCAGCAGUGCACCCUCUACCCACCAACUGGAGGAACGCGUCGACCACGUCGUCGCAAUGCUCGGCGACAUCAGCACCUUCGAGGCGCCAACCACCAUCAACAAACAGUUGGAUACCUUGAAGACCGAGGUUCAGCAACUGCAGCUGCCUAACAAGGAUGGCAACAGCACAACGCAUUACAAGAUGCCGACAUUCCAAAUUGAGAAGUUCGAUGACUACACGCAUCAAGACCCGGUCCUCUGGUGGGAAGGCUUUACGACACAACUUCGGAUUCUGUUCGUCGCCAAGCACGCGUACAUCGGCGCCCUGUUUCUCAACUCAAAGGGCGGAUGCCAGACCUGGUUGAGCCACCUGGCAUCCACCCACGACGUCGACGUCGCAGAUCUGAAAGACAAGAUAUCAUGGGAAGAGUUAACACGGCUAUGGAAGAAGCGGUUCAUCGUGGACGACGCACCUGCACUUGCCAUCAACCGUCUCUUCGGCAUGACGCAAGGCAACACAGCAACACGUGAUUGGCUCAUGGAAUGGCAGAAGAUCGCGGCAACGCCCGGUCUCGACUUGCCAUUUUCGCAUCUGCGCCGCAAGUUCUACAACAGGUCAUGUGCUGCAUUGAGCCUCACACUUGGUGAUCGCGAGCAAUAUGCAACCUUCGCUGAGAUCAUUGACAAGGCGAGGGAGAUCAUCAAGACCAACAGGACGGCUGCACACGAGAAGUCAACGUGGCAGCCAACCUAUGUAAAGAAGGUGAAAACUGGUCUGCGACCGCAGCACUUCGCUGCAGUCCAAUCGGACAACAUUGUGGAAGACCCGGCAGCCACCCAAGCGUCACGUGAGGGAGAUCAGGUGGCUGUUAUCCAGCCGCGAAGCAACAACAAAAGAUCCGAGGAAACGGGAAGCACCAAGCACAAGACCUCCCUCUGCCAGGAUCAGGGCAAGGAGGAUGUUCGGCCUCGUAUCAACUCGGGAAACCGAGUUCCGCGGGAGGUGAGGCGACUCCACCUCCCACUCCGCCCAGAUUCGGCCGCCUUGCUAGCGGCCUCCUAUACAUCUGGGGAGGAUGCGAAUGUCGUAAGUUCUCGGUAUGCUUACGAGGACUAUGCUGUCCACUUGGUCCCACCGCUGGACCAACCGCUCCACGUGCAACAAUCUACCGCAUGCACGGUUUCAUCACCAUCGGCAACCGAUUCGGCAGCUUCGCCGCCAUCUACCGCCGGGGAUUCAACGUCUUGGUCAAGACUUGAAGAGCUCGACCCGUUGACGUUUGCGGACUUCCAAUGGAUGCCCCUUCCUCGGUCCGGUCGAUUGCUGAAACCGCAUUGCAACGUGCUCAUGGCACAAUUGCGGGAUUACUUGCACACUGCAGUACCAACUCCGUUGAUGGACGUCGGAGUAGAGGUUGUCGACCUUCACGCCUACAUUGCGAAGAUCGACCGCGAGUUCAAGACGCAACGAGGCGACCUGCAGCGUUUUGAUCGAUUGCGGAGCAUCUCGCAACUACAUGAGCCAGGACUUUAUGGUACGCGCCGUCCUUGGCCCACGCGUCCGGAGGAAGUCCCAGCAGACGCAAGUCGCGUUGGCGGACAGUCGCACGCACAAGUCAACGGUGCAUUGAUGACGUCCCCGUGUACUUUGCCCCGCACGCGAGCGAGGCGAGUGUCCUUCGAUAUUUUGGACACCAAAUUCGACAUGAUCUUAGGCAUGUCAUGGCUGCGAAGCGAGGAUCACCCGGUGAUCUUCUACCGCCGCACCGUUCACGUUCGUGAUCGGAACGGAGUACUAGUCCCAUGCACGGUAGCUCCUCCUCACCCUUCAAUCAGUUGUCACAUGGUGUCCGCCGCAAGCAUACGAGCUUCCAUCAUCAGAGACGACAUCGAGGAGAUGGGGGUGUGUUGUCUCCACGCCCUCCCACCGCAUGACGCUUCAUCUAAGGACUCAUCUUCGGACCCACGCAUCACCGAGUUUCUCGACACCUACGGCGACAUGUUCGAAGGCCCGCACGGAGUAGUACCGGAUCGGCCCAUCCGCCACGAGAUCAUCCUCGAGGACGGGGUCGUACCUCCGCGCGGUUGCAUCUACCGAAUGAGCGAGGAAGAGUUAAGUGUGCUUCGCGCACAACUCGACGACCUUCUGGAGAAAGGCUGGAUUCGGCCUAGCUCAUCGCCAUAUGGUGCUCCUGUUCUCUUCGUCCGGAAGAAGAAUAAGGAUUUGCGAUUGUGCAUCGAUUAUCGCAAGCUCAACGCACAAACGAUCAGAAACGCCGGCCCUCUCCCACGCAUCGACGACCUUCUCAAACGACUGGGCGGCGCCAAGUUCUUCUCCAAGUUGGACCUCAAAUCGGGAUAUCACCAACUCGAGAUUCGGAAGGAGGACCGCUACAAGACCGCGUUUAAGACGCGAUAUGGGCAUUUCGAAUGGCUGGUUAUGCCAUUUGGCCUUACGAAUGCCCCGGCCACUUUCCAAGCGGCUAUGACAACGGAGUUCCGACACAUGCUGGAUCGAUUCGUACUUAUCUACCUCGACGACAUCCUCGUGUACAGCUGGAGUUUGGACGAGCAUGUGGAACACCUGCGCACCGUUUUGGAGCGGCUACGACAAGCCAAGUACAAAGCCAACCACGAUAAAUGCGAAUUCGCGCGGCAGGAGCUUGAGUACUUGGGACAUUAUGUGACGCCGCAAGGCAUCCGUCCGCUUGCAGACAAGAUCGAGGCCCUCCGCGUAUGGCCCGAGCCCACCAACACCACGGACGUUCGUUCAUUCAUGGGGUUGGCGGGCUACUAUCAGCGAUUCAUCACCGGAUACUCAAGGAUUGCUGCACCUAUGACGAUAUUACAAUCGCCAAAGGUGCCAUUCGUAUUCGAUGACGACGCACGCCGGUCAUUCCAAGCACUUAAGAUGGCCAUGCUCAUGGCACCCGUCCUUAGCAUCUAUGACCCCACCCUGCCUAUGAGAGUGACAACUGACGAUUCCGGCUAUGGCAUUGGGGCAGUCUCAGAACAACACGACGACGACGACUGGCACCCUGUGGAAUACUUCAGCCACAAAGUGCCUCCCAUCAACUCGCUUGAUGAUGAAAGGAAGAAGGAGCUGCUCGCGUUCGUGAUGGCUCUCAAGCGAUGGCGGCACUUCCUCCUUGGGCGUCGUAGGUUCACAUGGGUUACGGACAACAACCCAUUGACCUACUACAAGACGCAGGAUACGGAAUGUAGGAAGGAAGUGUUGGCCCAGCCAGAUGACAAGCCCAAGUGGGAUAAGGUGUUGGGCUACCUAGAGGUGCUGAGCAACGCCUGGAUGGAGGAGCGCCAGGCCAGUUGGAGCCAAGACGUAGCGUUGAGUGCCAUGCUGUCGGGGUUCAAAGACUUUGCGCGCGAGAUCGUCACUCACAUUGGGGGCGAAGUCAGACAACUCAGGGACAACGUAGGGAAAUUUUGUGAGGGCGCUAUCGAGGGCGCCAAAGCAAUAGCCACUGUAGAGGGCGAGGCUAGACCCCGUAAAGAGCCUGUAAAGCUCAAGUUCCCAGAUGCGUACGGGGGAAAGGAGGAAAACUUUGACAACUGGGAGACCAGUGUCAACAGUUACAUAUAUCUACAACACAUCCUGAUUGAGGAGCAAGUCCUCGUCGCUUUCCAGGCCCUCAAAGAUGAAGCGGCCAGUUUUGCUAGGUCCCUUGCGCGCGCAGCCGGUUGUGAGAACAACCUGGUUGCUUACUCCAAAGUCACCCCCCUUCCUCAGUUCCUUAAGCUCCUGAAGGAGCGGUUCGCUGACCCAACGAGAAGUAUCAACGCGAAGAAGUGCAAGUGGGCCAAGACACAAGUCCUGUACUUGGGCCACGUAUUAGACGGAGAUGGCAUUAAGCCAAAGGAUAGCAAGAUAGCGACGAUUAGAGACUGGCCGACGCCCCGCACAUUGACUGAGUUGCGGUCGUUCCUAGGCCUAGCUAACUACUACAGAAAGUUCGUGAGGAACUUCUCCACUAUCGCCGCUCCCUUGCGCAGGUUGCUAAAGAAAGAGGCAAUCUGGCAAUGGGACAAAGACUGUAUGUCCGCGCUCAAGAAGUUAAAGUGCACAUUAAUAGAGUAUCUUGUCCUCAAAGUAGCUGAUCCGUCCUUGCCAUUUGUCGUCACCACCGACGCAAGUCAAUAUGGGAUAGGCGCCGUGUUGCAGCAGGAUGACGGUCAUGGCUAUAGACCUGUAGAGUUCAUGUCCGCGAGGAUGCCCUCAGAAAAGGUAGCCACCUUGACGUACGAGAGAGAACUCUACGCUCUCAGGCAGGCUCUAGACCAUUGGAAGCAUUACCUACUUGGGAGGCACUUCAAAGUGUAUUUUGAUCAUGAGACCCUUAGAUGGUUAAAGACCCAGGCCAAGAUGACACCUAAGCUAACUAGGUGGGCCGCUGAGAUAGACCAGUACGACUUUGAGCUCAAGCCAGUAAAGGGCAAGUACAACGUAGUUGCGGACGCUCUGAGUAGGAGAUCAGACUACUUUGGAGCCAUAAUACACUAUUUGGAUAUAGGGAGAGACCUGCAGGAGAAAGUGAAGCAAGCGUAUGCGCAGGACCCUAUCUAUAGCGACCUCCUAAGGAAAGUUAGAGAGGCCCCAGAGACUGAACCAGAUUACCGCACUACAGACGGGUUGCUGUUUGAGAAGACUAAUGUGUUUGACCGCCUGUGCGUUCCCAACAGCGAGGAGAUCCGCAGUCUGAUUUUAGGGGAAUGUCACGAUACUAGGGACAUUUCGGUUGGCAAAAGACAUUAGCCAAUCUGAUGCGGUGUACACCUGGCCAGGGAUGAAGAAUGACUGCGUAGAGUAUGUCCGCAGUUGUG
Molecule: messenger RNA, 5290 nt
Organism: Chara braunii
Lineage: Eukaryota; Viridiplantae; Streptophyta; Charophyceae; Charales; Characeae
Source: the annotation of a GenBank genome assembly